Molecule: messenger RNA, 1080 nt
Organism: Arachis stenosperma
Lineage: Eukaryota; Viridiplantae; Streptophyta; Magnoliopsida; Fabales; Fabaceae
Exons: 8
Coding region: 1-1080 (359 amino acids)
Biological process (GO): DNA recombination; DNA repair; DNA replication
Cellular component (GO): nucleus
Molecular function (GO): DNA binding
Source: RefSeq, a predicted model, not a curated record
AUGGUGACAAAAUCAGGAAGGGAGUGUAAACUUCUAGGAGUCUAUUUGGAGGAUCUGCAGAAGAAUCGGUUGAAGUGUACUCUGUUUGGUGACUUGGUUAGCAAAGUUGAAAAAAUUUUAGAUAAAGCUGAUGGUCAGCCCUUGGUGAUGGUGACUCAAUUGUUCAAACCUCAUUUGUAUUUGAAUGAAGUCAACAUUCAAAAUAGUUUUCAUGUGUCUCAGAUUUAUAUUAAUCCUGACUUCCCUGAUGUUGCUAUAUUUAGAGAUAGCUUGACGAAGGAAGGAGAUCUAUGCUCACAAGGGAUCACUCACAUUCAAAGUCAGCCACCACAAUCUGUGUCCGAUGAAAUCAACGGGGACUCUAUUAAGUCAGUUGAGGAAAUUCUGAACAUGAGGGAGGAAUCUACAUGUUGGGUGGUUGGCACUAUAGUUUCUAUUGAGCAUGGUGUUCGAGAUUGGUGUUAUGCUUCAUGUGGAUUCUGUCCCAGGAAAGUUCAAGUUAAUAAAGAUAGGUAUCGUCUUAAUACUAUUAUAACCGAUGGAACUGGGUGUAUAAAGAUAAUCAUUUGGAAUUAUGAGGCUCGGGUCAUGAUUGGUAAAACUGCAAAUGAAAUAAUGGAUGGGAGUAAAGAUGAUCAUGAUGAAACCUAUCCUAAAGCUCUAAAUGAUAUACUUGAGAAAAAGUUCCUUUUCAAAUUAUCGGUGACAUCAAAAAAUAUUAACUGUGUGGAAACUGUCUACACUGUCCUCAAGAUAAGCGAUGAUGAAUCUAUCAUAGGACUUCAUAGCUCUCAGUCGUCUUCCAUGGAUACUCCUGGUGUUGAUGAAUUGAUUCUAAGCAGUUUGGCUACAGGUGGUCAAAUUGGAAUAGAUUUUGGUGUCAACAGUGCAUCUGUUGUAUGUUUAUCAAAGGAUAGUGGUACAGAAAGCAAUGAUGAGAGCGGUCAGCAAACUCCUGGAAAGGUGGUAACACAUGAUGUUGCAUCUAAUUCUGAUAUUCCAUACAUCUCUCCUCCUGAAGUGCAAGGUUCCAGUAACAAAAUUUUUAGACGAGGUGGUGCAAAAAGGAAAAUGGAGUAA